Messenger RNA from Fonticula alba, 2157 nucleotides. RefSeq lists its product as hypothetical. NCBI's taxonomy places the organism in Eukaryota, Rotosphaerida, Fonticulaceae. The record is from RefSeq and is a predicted model, not a curated record. The transcript is spliced from 2 exons. Bases 1 to 2157 code for a protein of 718 amino acids.
AUGCCUCUUCAAGGCAAGUCAGCCGGGCUCGCCCUGAUGCGCAUCUCCCUCCUGCUCCUGUCGCUGUUCCAGCUGGCCUCGGCAGCCGCGGCGCCGGUUAUCUGCGGCGCCGGCUUCUGCGACCAGCUUGCCGGAGCAUCUGGCGCCGGGGCCCCCUCGCCAGCAUCGGAUGCCGAGAUGGAUGCCUUCGCGCGGCCCGGGACCCUGCCCAGCUUUGCCAUCCAGUCGAGCCGCCCUCCUUUAGGCCGGGCCGCCCGCCCCGAUGUGCCCGAUGGCGACUGGCCCCAGCCCGCGGUGGGCUCCCUGCACUCGCCCUUCCUGCCGCACCACCGGGCCCAAUUCUCGGCCAGCUCCCCGUCAGUGGUGCCGUACGACUCCGGGCGCGUGCUGCGCCGAGCGGGACUGGGGGCGGCCGGGGCGGCCCGCGCCCGCCCGCACACCCGGCGCGACCGCGAGCCGGGCACGCGCGGCUCCCAUGCCCCGAGCCACGGCCACCCCCCACCCGGCAGUAAGUCCAUUCUCAUUUGGCCGAAGGGUGCGCGCGGCCCGAUCGUCAGCAGUGACCCGGUCGCCGCGCAGCCCUUCGAGCCCGUGCAGGCAUAUGGUCCACGGGCCACGCCCCCCGCCAGGGCGAGUUCCCCUGAGGGCCAUCGAACACGGCGCUCGCUUCCUCGUGGCGAGGAAACCAUGCGCACGCAUGAUUUCUUCCUGCUCGGCCCCGAUGGCUUGAUUCGCCGGAUCUUCCCGAACGCCGGUCGCCGGGGUAAGGAGCUGACCCCCGGCGAGGGCGCGGAAGCGCAACAGCCGGCCAGCGUGGCCCCGGUUCAGCAAGUCAAGGACACCAUCGCCGACCAUGGGGCGACCUACGGGCAGCAGCCCCAGCAGCACUACCAGCCCCCGCCAAUGCCGCCCACCGUGCCGGGGUAUCCGGGAUCGGGCUCCGCCCCGCCGAACACCCUUCUCGGGCCGCCGCUGGUCCCGCCGAUGCCGCAACCCAUGGUUCCGGGCGCCGUGCCCCGGGCAGCUCGCUUUGUCGGUGUGCCGGCCGAGCCGCCCCCGUCCCUGCCACCCGGGGCCUUGCCCCCCGGGUCCCUGCAGCCGAAGCUGAUGGCCAGUCCCUCGCCGCCUGCCGAUCGGCCGGGCCCGGGGAAGCUGGUCAAGGUGCUGGUGCCGGCCAAGCCCAGUGCCCCUCCCAGCGUCCUGCCGCCGGGCUCCGCCACUCGAUCUCCGAGCAAGCCCACCAGCCAGCCUGCUCAGCCUGCCAAGCAGGGCAGCCAGGCCGGGCAGCCGGUCAAGCCCACCGGCCAGCCGAGCAAGCAAACCGGCCAGCCGAGCAAGCAGUCUGGCCAGCCAAACAGGCAGCCAGGCCAGCCGAGCAAGCAGAUCAACCAACUUGAAUCGCCAAGCAAGCCCAUUCGCCCCUCUGGACAGCAGCAGCAGCAACAGCAGCAGCCGCCGCCGCCGCCGCCGCCGCCGCCGCCAUCGUCGCCGCCACUCGACCCCACCAGUGGGAGUCCCCCCGGCCGGCAGUUUGCCCCGGCCGAUCCCCCGGCACAUGGCCCCCGGGCCGGCAACGGCGAGGCAACCUGGCAGGACCCCGCGGACUUUGGCGGCUCCGGUCUCGACUGCAGUCACACGGCCACCCUUGCCCGGCGGCGCACGCUGGACCAGGAUUGCGGCGCCCGUGCCCAGGCCCCGGUUAUCCCGCCGAGAUCGGUCGCCGGCGGCGGCGGGGUGGGCCCCUCGGCCGAUGAGCUCCUCCGCACCGCAGCCCAGCAGGCCCUCCGCCGGGCGGCGCUCCAAUGCUCGCGGCCCUGCUUCGAGGCCUUCCGCGAUGAGACCCGGUGCAUUGUCCCCUCCAAGUACCCGCGCCUGUGUGGCGAGGCGCUGGCCGGAUAUGUUCGACACUGCAUUCGCACGGCGCCAGCCUCCUACGCGGCCCUCCUGCCGUCGGACGAUGCCGAGCUCAAAUGCGACCGCAUCGGCGGGUCGUACAUGCGGGGCGGAGGGGACUGGCGCGGACGCCGGAGCGAUGCCAUGCACCGGGGGCCUUCUCGGCCAAAUGCCGCCAGCCACCUCCCCCGGGCCAGCCCCCCGGCGGGGGCCGUCUACGCAUCGCUGCUGGCCGUGUUGCUGGCGCUCAUCGCCUUGGGCUGA